Messenger RNA from Paraglomus occultum, 1746 nucleotides. Lineage: Eukaryota; Fungi; Glomeromycota; Glomeromycetes; Paraglomerales; Paraglomeraceae. The record is from the annotation of a GenBank genome assembly.
AUGAACAACGGGGUAGAUUCAGCAGACUCCCAGGGGGCUGACCAUAAUGAUCCAGUCUUUAGAGCUGUGGGAAUAUCACUCGCACUUGCUAGCGGUGUUUUUAUCGGUUCAUCGUUCAUAUUCAAGAAGAAGGGCCUUUUGCAAGAAACGAAUUCCGGUGCCAUUGCUGGCCAAGGACAUAGUUACUUGUCAAAUAAAUUAUGGUGGCUCGGAAUGAUUUUAAUGAUUAUUGGUGAAUUGUGCAAUUUCGUUGCAUAUGCUUUUGCACAAGCUAUUAUAGUUACACCCCUUGGAGCUCUUAGUGUUGUUAUCAGUGCCGUGUUAUCAUCAAUCUUUUUGAAAGAACGAUUAAACUUACAAGGGAAAAUUGGCUGUGCUUUAUGUAUCUUGGGUGCGGUAAUGAUUGUCAUACACUCGCCUGAUCAGCAGUCCGCGAAUACCAUUGAUGAGUUCUCUAAACUCUUCUUUGCACCAGUCUUUAUUGUAUAUACCAGUCUUGCGAUUAUAAUAUCAAUAAUAAUCAUCUGGAAAGUCGCCCCAAAAUACGGAUCCAAGAAUAUGCUUGUAUAUAUCGGCAUUUGUUCUCUGAUCGGUUCUUUAUCAGUAGUUACGACUCAAGGACUUGGCACUGCGAUAGUCACCUCAAUCAUGGGCAACAACCAGCUCACUCAUUGGUUUUUCUAUGUCCUCCUUGUUUUUGUCGUGGGAACGCUUUUAACCGAAAUCAAUUAUCUCAACAAAGCCCUUAAUUUAUUCAACACUGCUAUGGUAACGCCAGUCUACUACGUUACCUUUACCAGUCUAACAAUUAUCAGUUCGGCGAUUUUAUUCCAAGGUUUCACCGCACCGAUAGUAAGCAUAAUUUCCGUUAUACUCGGUUUUUUUGUGAUAUGCGCAGGAAUAUUGUGUCUUCAAACAUCCAGAGCACCAAUUGAGGACGUUGAAAGUGUAUUCUCACCCGAUGACAAACGUCUGUCUCUCAUAAGUGAUGGAACCUAUGAGCCAGGCGCAUCUGAAAUACGUGCUAGUUUUGGCAGUCUUCGUCGAUACUCCAUGACAUUCAAUCGGCCUCUUAAUGGCAAUGGUCAUCCUCAAAACGGCAAUCAUCGUCGAAGUGUGAGCCUCAAUCUCAAUUCUCGGCGAGGAUCAAAUGGAUCUUCUGUGCUUCCCGUCAUUUCCGAACAUCCUGCGACCAUAGCAGUGCCUAACCGCGAAGCAGGGAGUAAGGCAGCCGUCACACAGGGAGAAAAUAUAUUCGGCCAAGAUAUGGAGUUGGGAGAAGCCAACAAGAGCUCUACAGUGCGGUUCAACGUGACACCUAUCAUUCACACAUCUACACCUAGUAUUGACACGGAAAUCUCUCUUGAAUCGCCAACAUCUUCAUCGAAAAUGGAACUUCCUAGAUUGCCUCCUCCAUUAUCACCUCUUCAACAUCCAAUUGAUUACCUUAAGACUCAGGUUUCUGCUGGGGCUGCCACAUUUACCGAAAUACUGGAUGAAAGCGCCAAGAGGAGAGAUCUCGAUAAGCAUGGAAGUACUUCUUCGCGUAGGUCACAAAAUAAGCUCUCUGUAUUGGACAGGUUUAAAUUUGGAAUGGAUAAAGACGAUGAAGACGCGGAAGAGUUAAUGAGAAGGGACGUUGAAGCAGAAUCAAGCACAAAGAGUGGGAAGAAAAAAGAAAAAGGAACUUACAAUUAUGACGAUGACGAUGAUGCCAACACAUCUGGGACUCUCAGUCCAAUGUAA